GUUCGGAUGUCGGGACCUAAAACACAACUAAAAACGGCCUGGAAUAAGCUAUAGCAACCCACCUUUACCAGCUUACCUGCAUACCAACUUGCCGCUUGCUUACAAAACCUGGGAAGCUUUCCAAACUCCGAACGGUAAUGACCGCCACUUUGCACCCUCCACUAAAAUUUCCAGAUCGACAUCACCAUCCUUCCAUCCAACUCUUACUAAUCGCAUUUCCCCUUCUGCGUUUUCCCUACUUAGGUAUCCUUUUAAACUUCCGUCAAUGCUACACCUUAUUGCGCAAUUGGAGUUCCUUACCUUUUUUAAGCAUCUACUAUGAUCUUUGUCAUCCGAACUUCACCUUAACGCGGUCAUGCGAUUCAGUGACCACUCCCAGCAGGUCCUGCAAUCGACCGGCUCCUUCACGGGCUACAGGCCUCUUCGCGAGCUUGGAAAGGGUUACCUUAGCGCAACAGAUCAUUUCAAACAACCACUAUGCGGUAACGAAGAAGGAUGGGGGCCUUUGAGUCCCUUCAGAUAUGAUUUCACCCCGUGUUUUAUUGACAUUUGGGUCUUUGCCGUAGCUGUCUUUGGUAUCGUAUGUGGUGCCCUAGCGGUGUGGUAUAUCUUACGCAGGCAGAAGCCUGCGGAAGUUUCCAAAGAUUGGCACUUCUGGACAAAACAGUCCCUACUCGCCGUUAUCAUCGCCGACACCAUCGCGCAGCUCGUUAUUCAGAUUAUCAAAUACCCUGGAAUAUGGCAUGGCGAUUUUCGAGUUCUCACAACAAUCCUUACCAUCAUCUCGCUCGGUGUUAUUUUCACGAUUCAAUGGCUCGAACACGAUCGCACGAGGAAUGCUAAUGGUGUUGUACUGUUCUUCUGGCUGCUUCUCUUAAUCGCGUACGCCGUGAAGUUAAGGUCUUUGAUCUCCCAACAAAUUUAUGAUAAGAAUCUUCCAUACUUCGUGACCUAUACUCUCGGGUUUGGCCUCUCUGCUAUUGAAUUUGCCGUCGAAUGGUUAUGGCCCAAGAAAACAAGCGCCUACGAAGCCUUGAUCGACGAGGAAGGAGAGGAAUGCCCGGUGGAAUACGCGACGGUUUUCUCCCGCCUUACUUUUUCGUGGAUGACCCGUAUGAUGAAGCAUGGAUACAAGCAAUAUCUCACCGAGGAAGAUCUAUGGGGUUUAUCCCCUAACGACAAGACCUCUUCAACAGGACAGCGGUUUGAACGAGCGUGGGAAUAUCAGUUGAAACACAAGAAGCGUCCUUCGCUUUGGAUAGCUUUAUUCCGCGCUUAUGGCACGCCUUACCUGAUUGCAAGUAUCUUUAAGGUCAUUACCGAUAUGGCGGCUUUCACACAACCUCAACUUCUACGUUAUCUCAUAAGUUUCGUUAAAUCUUAUGGAGAAGGAAAGGAGCCUCAACCUCCUAUUAAGGGCGCUGCUAUUGCCCUAGCUAUGUUCUUCGUCGCUGUUGUGCAGACGAGCACUAUCCAUCAAUACUUCCAGCUUGCGUUUGUCACAGGAAUGCGCAUUAAGUCGGGUUUGGUAUCUUCCAUCUAUAAGAAGUCAUUGAAACUUUCAAAUGAAGGACGAUCUACAAAAACAACAGGAGAUAUUGUCAAUUAUAUGGCCGUUGAUGCGCAACGUCUUCAAGAUCUAACCCAAUUUGCCCAACAGCUGUGGUCAGCUCCAUUCCAAAUUACCAUUUGUAUGAUAUCGCUAUAUCAACUUGUUGGAUGGUCUAUGCUUUCUGGUAUUGGUGUUAUGCUCAUCAUGAUACCCAUCAAUGGCUUCAUCGCAAGACUAAUGAAGACCUUACAAAAGACUCAGAUGAAAAACAAGGACGCAAGAAGUCGUUUGAUCGCCGAGAUCAUCAACAACAUGAAGAGCAUAAAGCUCUACGCUUGGAGCACAGCUUUUAUGAACAAACUCAAUUAUGUUAGAAAUGACCUCGAGCUGAAGAACCUCCGCAAGAUAGGUGCAAGUCAGGCAUUUGCCAAUUUCACUUGGUCUACUACUCCGUUUUUCGUCUCAUGUUCAACUUUUGCCGUCUUCGUCUGGACCCACGAUAUUCCAUUGACCACUGAUAUUGUUUUCCCCGCCCUUGCGCUAUUCAAUCUACUCACCUUCCCACUUGCCAUCUUACCUAUGGUCAUCACAUCGAUCAUCGAAGCUUCAGUUGCUGUCGGCCGCUUAACAGAGUAUCUCACCGCCGAAGAAGUUCAGCCCGACGCAGUCAUCACUAGUGUUGCUGCAGAGGAGCGGGGGGAGGAUUCAGUUGUCAUUCGCAAUGCGACGUUCUCAUGGAACCGCCACGAGUCCAAGACUGUCCUCAAAGAUAUUAACCUCAGUAGUCGCAAGGGUGAACUUACGUGUGUAGUUGGUAGGGUCGGAGCAGGGAAGUCAUCUCUUCUACAAAGUAUUCUUGGUGAUCUAUGGAAGAUAGAAGGUGACGUUCGUGUCCGAGGCUCAACAGCAUAUGUCGCUCAGCAGCCAUGGAUUAUGAACGCAACUGUGAAGGAAAACAUUAUCUUUGGGCAUCGAUACGAUUCAAAUUUCUAUGAAAAGACUGUUAAGGCCUGCGCACUUCUUGCCGACUUCACGCAGCUACCUGAUGGGGAUGAAACUGUUGUCGGCGAAAGGGGUAUUUCUCUGAGUGGUGGUCAGAAAGCUCGUGUCGCCUUGGCGCGUGCAGUAUAUGCACGAGCUGAUAUUUAUCUUCUCGAUGACUGUCUAUCUGCAGUGGACUCCCACGUCGGUAGACACAUUAUUGAGAAUGUACUCGGUCCGAAAGGUCUUCUCAAUUCCAAAUGUCGUAUUCUAGCAACUAAUGCCAUCUCGGUACUUCCCGAAGCCGAUUACAUCUAUCAACUCAAGGACGGCGAAAUCGCUGAGAAUGGUACCUUCCGACAGUUAGUAGCUAUGAAAGGAGGUAUCGCAGAACUUAUUAAAUCAUCCGGCCAAGAUUCCGGUCCAGCCUCCUUAGAUGCUAGUCCCGAGGGCUCUGGAAGCGAGACAUCUACCUACAUUGAGACGGAUAACACCCAGGACAAAGAAGAAAUUGAAGAGGCCCAGGAAGGAAUUGCUGAGUUAGCGCCCAUUAAGACUGGGCCUUCAACAGGUUCCGCCCAAAAGCGGUCGGGAAGUAUGUCGACCUUAAGACGAGCAAGUGCCGCCAGUUUCAGAGGCCCAAGAGGUAAACUUCAAGACGAGGAAGAACCGAGCGCCAAGACGAAGCAAGCCAAAGAGCAUUCCGAGCAAGGGAAGGUCAAAUGGGAUGUAUACCUCGAGUAUGCUAAGACUAGCAAUCUGGUGGCCGUUGCUAUAUAUCUUCUCACUCUGGUUGCUGCCCAGACUGCACAAAUUGCAGGUAGUGUCUGGCUGAAAAACUGGGCAGAAGUGAACGGGAAAGCAGCAGCCAAUCCUCAUGUUGGAAAGUAUCUCGGCAUCUAUUUCGCUUUUGGCGUUGGUUCAUCUGCCUUGACAGUCGUUCAAACACUUAUACUCUGGAUUUUCUGCUCCAUCGAAGCCUCGAGGAAGUUGCACGAGAGAAUGGCUACGGCAAUCUUCAGGUCGCCGAUGUCUUUCUUUGACACUACCCCGGCAGGAAGAAUCUUGAACCGUUUCUCCAGUGACGUUUAUCGACUAGAUGAAGUUCUAGCUAGAACCUUCAACAUGCUUUUCGUCAACUUGGCUCGCUCAGGAUUCACUCUAAUCGUGAUCUCGGUCAGCACACCGGUUUUCAUCGCAUUAAUCAUACCGUUGAGCGCGGUAUACUACUGGGUACAGCGAUACUAUCUCCGAACAUCACGGGAACUUAAGCGAUUGGAUAGUAUAAGCCGUAGUCCUAUAUAUGCACACUUCCAAGAAUCACUAGGCGGCAUAAGCACAAUCCGAGCAUACAAACAACAGGAACGGUUCGAGCUUGAGAACGAAUGGCGAGUCGAUUCAAACUUGCGGGCUUAUUUUCCAUCCAUCAGUGCAAACAGAUGGCUAGCCAUUCGAUUAGAAUUCCUCGGUGCCGUCAUUAUUCUUGCGGCUGCAGGAUUUGCCGUCGUCUCCGUGACGAACCAUAGUGAUCUCAGUGAGGGGAUGGUUGGCUUAGCCAUGUCAUACGCCCUACAGAUCACUACGUCAUUGAAUUGGAUCGUUCGUCAGACGGUGGAAGUAGAGACGAAUAUUGUCUCCGUGGAGCGAAUCCUCGAGUACGCACGCCUACCGAGUGAAGCUCCUGAAAUCAUCCACAAACGCAGGCCGCCGAUUGCUUGGCCCGCCAACGGAGCGGUCCGCUUCCAUGACUACAGUACCCGCUAUCGUGAAGGAUUGGACCCAGUACUGAAGAAUAUCAAUUUGGAUAUUAAGUCGCAUGAGAAAAUUGGUGUCGUAGGACGGACGGGGGCGGGCAAAUCCUCUUUGACAUUAUCACUCUUCCGUCUGAUCGAACCGAUCGCUGGAAACAUAAGCAUCGACGAUCUUAAUACGUCAACCAUUGGUUUAUUGGAUUUGCGAAGGCGUCUUGCUAUCAUUCCGCAAGACGCUGCUCUCUUCGAAGGUACAGUCCGGGAUAAUUUAGACCCAGGUCAUGUUCACGAUGAUACAGAACUAUGGAGCGUACUUGAUCAUGCACGAUUGAAGCAGCAUGUGUCAAGCAUGGAAGGCGGACUAGAGGCCAAGAUCAAUGAAGGAGGAUCGAAUUUGUCAGCAGGCCAACGACAGCUAGUCUCCCUAGCUCGUGCUAUGCUUACACCAUCCAAUAUUCUUGUGCUUGAUGAGGCAACGGCGGCUGUCGAUGUGGAGACAGAUGCCAUGCUGCAAAAUACGUUACGCUCCUCGAUCUUCGCGCACCGCACUAUCAUCACAGUGGCCCACCGUAUCAACACGAUCCUCGACAGUGACAGGAUCGUCGUCCUUGAUAAGGGUGAGGUGGCUGAAUUUGAUACGCCGCAAGCGCUUAUUCAGAAGAAAGGAAUGUUUUACAGUUUAGUCAAGCAGGCUGGGCUCGAUACAGAAUAGUUUGCGCCUUGGCUUGGAUCGAGACCCGUUUGCAAUAUCCUGUUUCAGCAUACAUUCAUACAAUACCCCGGAGCACAUGUUGAGUUACUAAAAAGUUUAGUCAGCCCACGUUACUUAAGUGGCUGCUGUUAUACCUGUUUGGACUUGUGUAUAAACCCUGUAGGAAAAAGCAAUAGUACAAUAAAAGCAUGCAUUCAAAGAG
Hypoxylon trugodes is the source of this 5198-nucleotide messenger RNA. RefSeq names its product P-loop containing nucleoside triphosphate hydrolase protein. The coding region runs from base 356 to 4996 and encodes 1546 amino acids. Gene Ontology annotation, molecular function: ATP binding; ABC-type transporter activity; ATP hydrolysis activity. Gene Ontology annotation, biological process: transmembrane transport. The transcript has 5 exons. Gene Ontology annotation, cellular component: membrane. The record is from RefSeq and is a predicted model, not a curated record. NCBI's taxonomy places the organism in Eukaryota, Fungi, Ascomycota, Sordariomycetes, Xylariales, Hypoxylaceae.